Molecule: messenger RNA, 1866 nt
Organism: Adineta ricciae
Lineage: Eukaryota; Metazoa; Rotifera; Eurotatoria; Adinetida; Adinetidae
Source: the annotation of a GenBank genome assembly
AUGAAGAAACUAUCGAAUUAUCUUUUGGUAUAUCUUAUCACUGUUCAGCUGUGUUUUCGUUGUGGUCAAACAAAAACAACAGAUAAUGGUCUAUCAGAUCCGUUAGGAAUGGAUCAGGCAAUCAUAGUCCUUAGAAAUAAAAACUGUCCAGAUCCAAUUUCUUUCAUGUACAAUCUUGUCGUGUGCGAACAAUGUGAUUUCGAGCGUUUAAGUGAUCCUGUUCCCAUGGAUUCUAAUGAAACUUUAUCGAUAGAUACAAGAUUUCCAUAUGAUUUUCAGCUUUUCUCAGGUACUAAGAAUGCCACCAUUCAAUGUCAUAUAGAAUCCUAUCGAUUUUCUGAGCAUGGCACAUAUUUAUUUGAAGUUAGACAGAUCCAUCCAAAUGUCACUUCCUGUACGAUAACUCAAACCCAAGAAUCAAGCUAUUACUGGACACCUAUCAUCAUAGUGAUUCUACUACUACUGCUAUUGGUUUUUCUGAUUCAAUUGUUUCGAUUUAUUCAACGAAAACAGUAUUUUAAUCGUAUUCUAACAAAUAGAAACUAUCAAGAGUUAGUUGGUAAUCAACCGAGUCCUGCACCACGGCCGAGUUUAUUUGCUCAUCGACUAUCCUUGCCUGUUAUACCGGAAGAAACCCAUACUAACGAUGUGCAUCCAGUCAUCAAUACUACGAAUGAUUCCCCAUUGAUUGGCUCAACACGUUUAUCAGAUAAUUCAGUUAAAAUUACCAAAGGUUUACCGAAACGACUUCAAUCAUUGGAUACAUUCCGAGGAUUUUCCUUGAUGGUAAUGAUCUUCGUCAAUUACGGUGGUGGUGGUUAUUGGUUCUUUGAUCAUUCAGGUAACAAGAUCUUUUCUGCUCAUGAUAAAACACCACUUGAAUCUUCAUUUUCAGUUUGGAAUGGUUUGACUCUUGCUGACUUGGUAUUUCCAUGGUUCGUUUGGAUGAUGGGGGUUUCCAUUGUGCUUUCGCAGCGAUCACUUUUGAAAAAGAAAGUUUCGAAAUUGAAUAUUCUAUUGAAAAUAUGUCGACGUACCGUGAUUCUAUUUCUCUUGGGUUUAAUCUUACAAGGUGGGUACGGAAAACCAAAAAACCUUCGAAUUCUGGGUGUCUUACAACGUUUGGCAUUAUGUUACUUUUUCACAGCAGUGAUUAUACUUAUUUUUGAUGAAGAAGAUCAGUCUCAUUCAUCGACAUGGCCCAUCGGCGAUGACGUUUAUCAACCCAUCAGCCAAGAAUUGAGAAAUACGGUAUUUCAGUUUUGGCCAGAGUGGAUUUGCGUGACGGGAAUUGUCAUUGCAUGGAUUAUGAUUACGUUCACUCCGAAGAUAGACGGGUGUCCGAGAGGCUAUAUAGGACCCGGUGGAAAACACAUGCAUGGAAUGUAUAGGAAUUGCACUGGAGGUAUGGCGGGGUAUUUCGACCGACUAAUUUUAGGAAGUGCCCAUCUAUAUGGCUAUCCGACAUGUAGAGAAAUCUAUCACACCGAGAUACCGUAUGAUCCAGAAGGUAUUCUGGGAGUUUUCACUGGUAUAUUUUUGUGUUAUCUUGGUGCCCAUGCUGGCCAUUGUUUUGCAUAUUCUACUCGUGUAUUUCGAACUUGUACAUUAUGGGUAACAUCUGGUUUGAUAUGUGGAUUCUUUGGUCUUCUCUUAUCGAAAGGUGGUCAAUCAGAGAGUUGGAUACCAAUCAACAAGAACCUUUGGUCAUUAAGUUUCAUAUUCGUGUUAGCUGGUCUUGCAUUUAUCAUCUUAACCGUACUUUAUCUCCUUGUGGAUGUCAAACAAUGGUUUACAGGAGAACCGUGGCUUUGGUUAGGAAUGAAUUCGAUUGUACUGUCGAUAACACACACAAAGAGUUAUUAG